This is a messenger RNA of Gekko japonicus, 3560 nucleotides long. It is a transcript of the gene NMT2, whose product is annotated as N-myristoyltransferase 2. NCBI's taxonomy places the organism in Eukaryota, Metazoa, Chordata, Lepidosauria, Squamata, Gekkonidae. Gene Ontology annotation, biological process: N-terminal peptidyl-glycine N-myristoylation. The transcript has 9 exons. The coding region runs from base 18 to 1214 and encodes 398 amino acids. The record is from RefSeq and is a predicted model, not a curated record. Gene Ontology annotation, cellular component: cytoplasm. Gene Ontology annotation, molecular function: glycylpeptide N-tetradecanoyltransferase activity.
GCCGCCUUCCCCCCGUGAUGGCGGAGGACAGCGAGUCUGCAGCCAGCCAGCAGAGCCUCGAGCUGGACGACCAGGACACCUGCGGCAUCGACGGCGACAAUGAGGAGGAGACGGAGCACUCCAAGGGAAGUCCAGGAGGAGACUUGGGAGCUAAGAAGAAGAAAAAGAAACAGAAGCGGAAAAAAGAAAAGCCAAACUCUGGGGGAACCAAAUCGGACUCUGCAUCUGACUCCCAGGAGAUUAAAAUUCAGCAACCGUCAAAAAACCCGGCCAUUCCAAUCCAGAAGCUGCAAGAUAUUCAGAGAGCUAUGGAGUUACUGUCUGCAUGCCAAGGGCCAGCAAAGAAUAUUGAUGAGGCGACCAAACGUAAAUACCAGUUUUGGGAUACGCAGCCCGUACCCAAGCUUAAGGUGAUUUAUGACUUUAUUACUCCCAGUGAGAAGAAAAUGGUAGAAAUUAAUUUUCUAUGUGUCCAUAAAAAACUGCGAUCUAAGCGAGUAGCACCAGUCUUGAUUCGGGAGAUAACCAGGAGAGUGAACUUGGAAGGGAUUUUUCAGGCAGUUUAUACUGCAGGAGUGGUACUCCCCAAACCCGUAGCAACUUGCAGGUACUGGCAUCGCUCACUGAAUCCCAGAAAGUUGGUAGAGGUGAAAUUUUCUCAUUUGAGUAGAAAUAUGACUUUACAGCGAACGAUGAAGCUCUACAGACUUCCUGAUGCUACAAAAACAUCAGGUCUGAGACCUAUGGAACGGAAAGACAUUAAAGCAGUACAAGAGUUAAUUAACAAUUACUUGAAGCAAUUUAAUCUUGCUCCUGUUAUGGAUGAAGAAGAGGUGGCCCACUGGUUCCUGCCUCAGGAUCAUAUUAUUGACACAUUUGUUGUAGAGAGUUCAAAUGGUGGUUUAACUGACUUUCUGAGUUUCUAUACAUUACCGUCAACAGUCAUGCACCAUCCUGUUCAUAAAAGCCUCAAAGCCGCCUACUCCUUCUACAACGUUCAUACAGAGACCCCUCUUUUGGAUCUAAUGAAUGAUGCGCUCAUUAUAGCAAAAAUGAAAGGAUUUGAUGUGUUCAAUGCACUAGACUUGAUGGAAAACAAAGCAUUCCUGGAAAAACUGAAAUUUGGUAUUGGAGAUGGCAACUUGCAGUAUUAUUUGUACAACUGGAGGUGUCCUGGCAUGGAGUCCGAAAAGGUUGGUCUUGUAUUACAAUGAGGAGGAAGGACAUUUGUAUUUAUAGUACUGGGAAGUACCCACCUGAGGUGCUGGAAGCCGCGUGGAAUGGAAGCUUUUUGAUCAGUGCUGUUCAAUGGGAGCAAAAGCACAAUGCCUAAUAAACUCCAAAAAUCCACUGAACCUUGGGGGUGUGCACGAGGGAAAGAAGAAAUCCAUGCGUGGCUAAUCCUGCGCACCUUCAGCUCUGACCGGAAAAGCUCACGAACCUUUUAUUGUUUGUCAAUUAAAAGAAAUAAAGCACAUUUGUUUAAUUUUCAAUGUUCAGCUCGCAUCUUGAUGAAAAGGGUUCUCUUCUUCUUCCCCCUCUCCCCCACAUGUAAGACUGACUGUUGGGGGCGGGGGUUGUACAAAAACUCAACUACAGUGGGUGGAACAGAGUACAAAAAUCUUUACUGUUUAUGUGACUGAACUGCUGCAUUUCUAUUUAUUAAGUGGUAGUGUACGUUUGUCAAUGUAACAAAAAUGAAGGAGCCAAUUUAAGUAUUUCUGCUUAUUUCUAUCACAUGGAUGUCAUAGUUGAAGGGAGAAAAACCUGGGAAAGUAUGACUUUGUUAGGAAACAUGGGAGUCUUGGAUGUCUUUUGUAACUGUGGAGUGAUACAGAAAUGUGCUGGUUUGACUGGUGCACUGGUUUCUCCAUCAGCAAAGCUGCCAAAUCAAUAAAUACAGAUUUGUACUUUGAUCUUCAGUAGAUCACUGACUGGAUUCAAUAGCAUUGUAGGUGUUAUGUUGCCUGGAUGAUCAUGUAUUAUUCAUCUUGCAAUCUGAGGGAAGAAACCCUUUAACCUCUUUGGUAGUAGGUUAAGAACAGCCUGUACAUAAAACAAAGAAUUUUAAUACUAUCAGGAUGCUAAGAUUGAAUGUUUUCAAGGCUUUUGCAAAAUUGCACAUUCCUUUUGUCUACUUGCUUUUUUAAAAAUGUCCAUAAUUUUAAACUGGGUAUGUUGUGUAAAUAAGAAAAGUGUUGCUAGUAGUUGUAAGAUCCUGAGUUUUUGGAGCAAAGGUGUUUUGGGGGCUUAAGUGUCCCUCUGAGCCACGAAAAAUGCAUAUCUAUACACAAAUUCUUCCAAAUUCCCUUUUUGGAUGGUGCUGGUCUUUAUCAAUAUGCAACAAUACCUUCCUCUCUCUCCCUCUCCACUCCGUCCCACUCUUACCAGUACAGCCCAAAUUAGACUAAGAUGAAGCAUUUUAGCUGCAGUCUGCAACUCGCAACAAUCGACUGACUCCAAAAGAACAUAGGCUGUAUUGAAGGCAUUGCUUGCUUGAAAAGAAGGUCCAACACUUGCUUUCCAUCAUUUUGGGGGUUUGUACAGGUUAAACAGUUUUUGUGAAUGAAUCACCAUACUCUAAGCUGCAAACGCUUCAGCCUGGUUCAACUGGUUUUUAAAAGAUGUUUAGUUGUGAACUAAGCAUGUGAAAUGCACUCAAAUUACUGGUUAAGGUACAGAUUUACUGGAAGGAAGAAUGGUUAUUGUGAAUUAAAAAGCAACAACUACUGCUUGGGGGGGGGGGGAGAAGAUUGUUGCGAGAGGAUGCAGAGCUCCAUGCUAGACUAUUCAAUUAUUAACUGUUAUAUCUACUCUGCUCCUACUAGAGCUGAGACCGUAUCUGGAUGGUAGGAGGCCUGCCAGUUAUUCCCUCCAGACUGAUACCUACGUGCACUGAUUUAUAGUGUCCUUAAUUUGUCUCUGAUCCGGGAAGGUCAGAACAAAAACACAUGAUUAUAGAGGGGAAUAUCUGACUUUUCCACAACCCGUGAAACAACACUGUAAGCACCAAUUUUAGCCAGUGUAUAUACAGAUUGUCUUUCAUCUGCUUACACCUGUAGUAUUUAAUUAUAACUACUGUAAGUUCUGUUCCUGGGCCUCUCCCUACAACUGCCUGUUACUUUUUAAUAGUUAUACUACAACAGUUCAUUGAACUACAUUUACUCUGAAAAGCUACUCAAGUUGCUACCAUUUUGGCUGCUGAUGAGCAAAUUUUUAAGUUCUUAGAUUUCAACAGCAUAUUGUUGCUCUGACGUUGGGGGCCUUUCAGUCUGUCCAGGAAAUCUUUCUCUAGCAUGGGAUCUGUGAACAUCAUGCAUCUAAAGGUCCACAUCUUAAAUACUUAUUUCUUGCAAGUAUUUGGACUGGUUGAUAUGCUAAAGAAAACAUUUCUUAUAUUAAAAAAAUCCAAAUGCACCCAAGACUCAAUUGUGCAUGCAUUAUUUGACCACUGACACAAUUGUCCAAUAGAAUAUUAAAAGGAAAAACAUUAUAUGCUAUCUGAUUUGCAGAUGUUUGUGAUUCCCACGUUAACGGAUGCCUAGCUAUGGAGUCUAUAU